AUGACCUCCCGCCCGACGCCUCCAGAGUCACCCCAGGACACGCGCGCCUUCGAAGACGCCGUAUCCAGGAACCCUUCUGAAUGGUUUCACUUCUGCCAACAGGCAUACGCCUACAUGGAGUCACAAGACACCCAGAUUGCGAACCUUUCCGAUCAUAUAACGACACUAGACGAGAGAACAGCUAGCCUCGAAACUAAGAUUAUUGAGGAGAGUGCGGCCAACCGGAACCUUCUUGCUCAGAUGAAGGAUAAGGAUAUACAGAUUAUCGAAGCAACCGUGACCGCCCGACUCGCUCAGCAAGCUAGCUUACCGACCGUGAGAGUAAUCACUCCGGAGGCUUCAGGAACAUCCCCGGCUGAAGAGACCACAGCUCCUCACUUGGGAACGACUCCGCCGCCUGCUGCCGGAUCUACCACCUCCUCCCGACUCUCUGAGAAGCUUCCCGACCCUGAUAAGUUUGAAGGAUCCCGCUCCGAUCUCCGCCGUUUCCUACACCAAGUCCACGCAGAAAUGACAGCCAACGCCGACCGACUCCCUACCACUACGAGCCGGUUAACGUACGUGGCCGGUAGGCUCACCGGGAAGGCAUACGCCUUGAUACUCCCCCGCACCGUCUUUGGAAUCCCACAGUUUAGCGACUACCCCGAACUCCUGACUUAUCUCGAAAACGCGUUCGGCGACCCUGACCGCGUCCAGAACGCCCAGAACCGCCUACACCAGCUCCGCCAGAGGCACCAAGACUUUAGCACGUAUUUCUCGGAGUUCCAACGCCUCGCCUUAGAGGGAGAAAUGGCUGAUAGUAACUUGACACCACUGCUGUUCCAAGGAAUAUCCCGCGAACUACAGGAUAUGCUACUUCACAACCCACCCCCUAGCCGGGAGUUCCACCAGUACGCCAACCACCUACAGACUCUAGACAACCGAUACCGCCAACACCAGCAACAAAUCCAGCGUAGCCAACCCCCGAGACCGACUCUACACCAAAACCAUAGACAAACCUCCCCGCGCAGGGGACGUAGCCCUCCGAGCCACGGCCCGCCACGCCACACGAUGCCCGCCGUCGCACCCGUCAACGACCCCAUGGACCUGAGCAACCAACGCCGCCCCUGGGGGCCAAACCGGAGGGAGAAAAACCUCUGCUUCCGCUGUGGCUCCGAUAGCCACCAUAUUCGAGACUGCCGGAAGCCAGAUACCAGACGCACCCAAGCCCGAUUUGCCGCUUUAAAUAACGAAGACCUGUCCCCUGCUAGAUCCCCUGACUCUCCCGCACUAGAUAGUCGGAAAUCAACACCUUCCCCAGACCGCACGGAAAACGGAGUGAGCCUGCCCUAA
Messenger RNA from Emericellopsis cladophorae, 1332 nucleotides. RefSeq lists its product as uncharacterized. The record is from RefSeq and is a predicted model, not a curated record. The transcript has a single exon. NCBI's taxonomy places the organism in Eukaryota, Fungi, Ascomycota, Sordariomycetes, Hypocreales, Bionectriaceae. Bases 1 to 1332 code for a protein of 443 amino acids. Gene Ontology annotation, molecular function: nucleic acid binding; zinc ion binding.